Molecule: messenger RNA, 567 nt
Organism: Macrosiphum euphorbiae (potato aphid)
Lineage: Eukaryota; Metazoa; Arthropoda; Insecta; Hemiptera; Aphididae
Source: the annotation of a GenBank genome assembly
AUGUCUAAGGCAUGCAGGAUGUUGAAUCUGGACGAGGAUGGAUCUUCUACUCCAAAUACAGCAAUAAUUAAAUUAGAUCAAAAUAUGACAACUUUCUUAACACCAUCACCAUAUCAUUUGCUAGAUCAUGAAUAUGGCAUGACACCACAAAAUCAAAUCAUUCCAAAUCCUCUUACAUCACCAUUAACAAAGUCACAAGGUGUAAAACGAAGAUUAAAUUUAGAGUCACUCAAUUUUGGAUAUGACGAUGUUACACCUUCAACAGCUAAGCUAAUGAGAAAAUGGUCCAGUUCAAGUGCUGGCAGUGAACCCAGUCCUGCUCAAAAUGUAGCAGGAAAGAAGUGUUCUGAACGUCCAACACAUGGUGUUGUAGAUUUAAAUAUAGCAUCAGAAAAGUUGGAUGUACAAAAACGAAGAAUAUAUGACAUAACCAAUGUUCUAGAAGGUAUUGGAAUUUUGGAAAAAAAAUCCAAAAAUAAUAUUCAAUGGAAUGGAAAUGCAUUUGGGUCGGACAAAAAUAAUGUUCAACAGGACUUAGAAAAAAUGAAAGCCAAGAAGAAGAAUUAG